GAAUAAGGGUCAUAAUUCUUUAUCAUUGAAAACGGAAAAGGAAAAUGAAAGAGGUUCAAGCUUGCUUUGAUCGGAAACUUCUUAGGAGCAUGGGGUUUACUUUCAUAUGUAAAGCCAGAAAACGUGUCUUCUCUUCCUAAUCAUAACAGAGCAGAAUUUCCCAUACCUACUCCUUCAUCUCUCUCUCUCUCGCUCUCUCGCUCCAUUUCACACGCCAGAAGAACAAAGUUGCAGACUUGUGCAAACAGCUCAGAGAAAGACAAUGUGUAGUGCAGACGGCGAUUGCAGGCCUUUAGGGUUCCUUCUGGGUCUUCCCUUCGCCUUCCUCUCUCUUCUCCUUUCCGCCGUCGGCCUCGUCGUCUGGAUCAUCGGAUUGUUGUUGACAUGUAUAUGCCCUUGCUGCUUGUGCCUGACGGUGAUAGUGGAGCUUGCUUUAGAGUUGGUGAAGGCUCCGUUACAUGUAAUGGAGUGGUUCACUUCUCAGAUCCCUUGUUAAGAUUUCUGUUUGUUUGAACCAUGUCUGCUUUCUGAUCAUCCUCUUGUUCAUAGUUUUAGCGCUUUAAAGUUACUAUUCAUCUGUGGUUUCUCUGGAAAACUAUUGCCAAAUUCAAUGAAUUCCAGUAGUAAAUUAGCAAAUUGAGGAUUUCCCCGUCG
Prosopis cineraria is the source of this 654-nucleotide messenger RNA. Its product is annotated as signaling peptide TAXIMIN 1. The transcript is spliced from 2 exons. The record is from RefSeq and is a predicted model, not a curated record. The coding region runs from base 263 to 496 and encodes 77 amino acids. NCBI's taxonomy places the organism in Eukaryota, Viridiplantae, Streptophyta, Magnoliopsida, Fabales, Fabaceae.